GGCCAAUGGGCGCGGCGGACACUGGGAGGUGCGGGCGGUGCUGGCGAUUUCAAACCGCGCCGAGCAGCUGCCGGACCGUCACCGGCCCGACCCCCCGGGCCCAGGUGAGACCCCGCUGUCCUCGUCCCUUCCCCGAAAUUACUGUAGUUAUCGAGAGAGCCUGAUUUACAAUGGGGGACGACAGUGAGUGGAUGAAAUUGCCCAUUGAUCAGAAAUGUGAACAUAAGCUAUGGAAAGCCCGAUUAAAUGGUUAUGAAGAAGCCCUUAAGCUCUUCCAGAAGAUAGAUGAUGAAAAGAAUCCUGAAUGGUCCAAGUAUCUUGGAUUGAUAAAGAAAUUUGUGACCGACUCCAAUGCAGUGGCUCAGCUGAAAGGACUGGAAGCAGCACUUGCUUAUGUUGAAAAUGCUCAUGUAGCUGGGAAGACAACAGGAGAAGUAGCAUCAGGAGUUGUAAAUAAAGUGUUCAAUCAGCCAAAGGCCAGAGCAAAAGAGCUGGGUGAAGAUAUAUGUCUAAUGUAUAUAGAAAUUGAGAAAGGAGAGGCAAUACAAGAAGAAUUAUUAAAGGGUCUGGACAACAAAAACCCCAAAAUCAUAGUAGCAUGUAUAGAGACACUGAGGAAAGCACUAAGUGAAUUCGGUUCAAAGAUAAUCUCACUGAAGCCAAUCAUCAAAGUAUUGCCAAAACUUUUUGAAUCUCGAGAAAAGGCUGUUCGAGACGAAGCCAAGCUCCUUGCUGUGGAAAUCUACCGUUGGAUAAGGGAUGCUUUGAGACCUCCAUUGCAGAACAUAAAUUCUGUUCAGCUAAAAGAGCUGGAAGAAGAAUGGAUCAAAGUGUCAUCAGCUGCUCCUAAGCAGACCAGGUUCCUGCGUUCCCAACAGGAGCUGAAAGCAAAAUUUGAGCAGCAGCAGGCACUUGGAGGAGAUGCAGAUGGAGGAGACGAUGAUGAGGAAGAGGUGGUACCACAAGUAGAUGCAUAUGAGUUGCUUGAAGCUGUAGAAAUUCUCUCCAAGCUUCCCAAAGACUUCUAUGAGAAAAUAGAAGCAAAAAAGUGGCAAGAAAGGAAAGAGGCUCUAGAGGCUGUUGAACUACUAGUGAAAAAUCCCAAGCUGGAAUCAGGAGACUAUGCAGACUUGGUGAAAGCUCUCAAAAAGGUUGUUGGAAAGGAUACAAAUGUUAUGUUAGUUGCUUUGGCUGCCAAAUGCCUCGCUGGACUAGCUACAGGCCUCCGAAAGAAAUUUGGACAGUAUGCAGGGCAUGUUGUUCCAACAAUCCUGGAGAAAUUCAAAGAGAAGAAGCCCCAGGUAGUGCAGGCACUGCAGGAGGCCAUUGAUGCAAUCUUUCUUACAACCACAUUGCAGAACAUAAGUGAAGAUAUUUUGGCAGUCAUGGACAACAAAAACCCAACAAUUAAGCAACAAACAUCCCUUUUCAUUGCAAGAAGCUUCCGACACUGCACACCUUCUACUCUGCCAAAAAGCCUGUUAAAACCUUUCUGUGCUGCACUUCUUAAGCAUAUCAAUGAUUCUGCUCCUGAAGUAAGAGAUGCUGGAUUUGAAGCAUUAGGCACUGCCUUGAAAGUAGCUGGAGAGAAAGCUGUGAAUCCAUUUCUAGCAGAUGUGGACAAACUAAAGCUUGAUCGGAUUAAAGAGUGUGCUGAAAAGGUAGAAUUGGUUUAUGGUAAAAAAGCAGGAGGAGCAGCUGAGAAAAAAGAAGGCAAGCCUAUUACUGGAAAGACCACUGCUCUUCCAGGGCCUGCAGGAGAUAAAGAAACAAAAGAUGCAGCAACCAAACCAGGACCAGUGAAAAAAGCAUCAGCAGUGAAGGCUGGGGCCCCACUCAAGAAAGGCAAACCAGCUGCAGCUGCAGGUACAGGAGGUGCUGGGCCUAAAGGCAAGAAGGGUCCUGAGACCAAAGAAAUCUUUGAGUCGGAGCUCUCUAUAGAAGUAUGUGAAGAGAAAGCUGCUGCUGUCCUUCCAGCAUCUUGUAUCCAGCAGUUGGACAGUGGUAACUGGAAAGAGAGGCUUGCCUGCAUGGAGGAGUUUCAGAAGGCUGUUGAGCUUAUGGAAAGAAGUGAAAUGCCUUGCCAAGCCCUAGUAAGAAUGCUAGCCAAGAAACCUGGUUGGAAGGAAACAAAUUUUCAGGUGAUGCAGAUGAAACUGCAUAUAGUUGCAUUAAUUGCACAGAAAGGAAACUUCUCCAAAACUUCAGCACAGGUUGUGCUGGAUGGUCUUGUAGACAAGGUUGGUGAUGUGAAAUGUGGAACUAAUGCAAAAGAGGCCAUGACAGCAAUAGCAGAAGCGUGUCAGUUGCCAUGGACUGCUGAGCAGGUUGUGGCUAUGGCUUUCUCUCAGAAGAAUCCUAAAAACCAGUCAGAAACUUUGAACUGGCUUUCAAAUGCAAUUAAAGAGUUUGGCUUUUCUGGAUUGAAUGUCAAAGCUUUCAUCAGUAAUGUGAAGACAGCUCUUGCUGCAACUAACCCAGCUGUGAGGACUUCUGCCAUUACAUUGCUGGGAGUAAUGUAUCUUUAUGUGGGACCUUCUCUGCGAAUGUUUUUUGAAGAUGAGAAGCCAGCCCUUCUCUCCCAGAUAGAUGCAGAAUUUGAAAAGAUGCAAGGACAGACAGCACCAGCUCCAACUCGUGGCAUUUCCAGGCACAGCGUGGGAGGUGGGGAUGAUGGUGAAGAAGAAGAACAGGAGGAGGUUGGGAAUGAUGUUGUGGAUCUCUUGCCAAGAGCAGAUAUUGGUGAUAAGAUCACAGCAGAACUAGUGUCUAAGAUUGGGGAUAAAAAUUGGAAGAUCAGAAAGGAAGGUCUAGAUGAAGUGACAAGCAUAAUAAAUGAAGCAAAGUUCAUACAGCCAAACAUAGGAGAACUUCCAGCUGCUCUGAAGGGUCGUCUCAAUGACUCCAAUAAAAUCUUGGUACAACAAACUCUGAGCAUUCUUCAGCAGCUAGCAACAGCAAUGGGCCCCAAUAUCAAACAGUAUGUGAAAAAUUUGGGAAUUCCUGUCAUUACAGUUCUAGGAGAUAGUAAGAAUAACGUUCGUGCUGCUGCACUGGCAACUGUGAAUGCCUGGGCCGAGCAAACUGGCAUGAAAGAGUGGUUGGAAGGGGAAGACCUGUCAGAAGAGCUCAAAAAAGAAAAUCCUUUCCUAAGACAAGAGCUUCUUGGCUGGUUGGCUGAUAAGCUGCCUGCCCUCCGUUCUGUUCCUUCUGACCUACUGUUGUGUGUGCCUCACCUGUACUCCUGCCUUGAGGAUCGAAAUGGGGAUGUGCGCAAAAAGGCACAGGAUGCCCUGCCGUUCUUCAUGAUGCAUCUGGGCUUUGAGAAGAUGGCAAAAGCCACUGGCAAGCUGAAGCCAACUUCCAAAGACCAGGUACUGGCCAUGCUGGAGAAAGCCAAAGCUAACAUGCCAGCCAAACCAGCUCCACCUGCUAAAGCAUCUUCUAGAGUGGUAGGAGGAGCAGCUCCAGCCAAAUUCCAACCUGCAUCAGCAUUUGCUGAUGAUUUGGGGUCUAAUACCAUAGAAUCCAAGCCUGAUCUCAAAAAAGCCAAAGCAGGAGGACUCUCCUCUAAAGCUAAGGUACAGGGAAAGAAGGUGCUAAGCAAGCCUAAUCUGAAGGAAGACGAUGAUAAAUCAGGCCCUAUUUUUAUCAUUGUCCCAAAUGGGAAGGAACAGAGGAUGAGAGAAGAGAAAGCUCUGAAGGUGUUAAAGUGGAAUUUCACUACUCCCCGUGAUGAAUAUAUUGAACAGCUGAAAACUCAGAUGUCUACUUGUGUGGCCAAGUGGCUACAGGAUGAGAUGUUUCAUGCAGACUUCCAGCACCACAACAAAGCACUGACUGUUAUGGUUGAGCACUUGGAGAGUGAAAAAGAUGGAGUCAUCAGCUGCCUGGAUUUGAUCUUAAAAUGGCUUACCCUGAGGUUCUUUGAUACCAACACAAGUGUUUUGAUGAAAGCACUUGAAUACCUUAAAUUGCUUUUCAAUUUGCUGAGUCAAGAAGAAUAUCACCUCACCGAAAAUGAAGCAUCCUCUUUUAUCCCAUAUCUUAUCCUAAAGGUAGGAGAACCAAAAGAUGUCAUCCGUAAGGACGUACGUGCCAUUCUGAACAGAAUGUGUCUCAUCUAUCCAGCCAGCAAGAUGUUCCCUUUUAUCAUGGAGGGGACAAAAUCAAAAAACUCUAAACAACGUGCAGAAUGCUUGGAAGAGCUUGGAUGUCUGGUUGAAUCAUAUGGCAUGAAUGUUUGCCAGCCAACUCCAGGGAAAGCCUUAAAAGAAAUGGCAACCCACAUUGGUGACCGGGACAAUACUGUGCGCAACGCUGCACUGAACACCAUCGUGACUGUCUACAAUGUCCAUGGCGACCAAGUGUUCAAGCUGAUUGGAAAUCUUUCAGAGAAAGACAUGAGCAUGCUGGAGGAAAGAAUAAAGCGGUCAGCCAAGAGACCCUCAUCUGUUCCAGUGAGACAGGCAGAGGAGAAACCUCAGCGCACUCAGAACAUCAGUGCCAAUGCCAGCAUGAUGCGCAAGGGACAAGCUGAGGACAUGUCCUCCAAACUCAAAAUUAUGUAUCGCACUUAUAGGAUCCAAAAUCGCAACAUGGGCAACCACUCGGAGACAGCACAUACAGUUCCACGGGAAUUUCAGCUGGAUCUUGAUGAAAUUGAAAAUGACAAUGGAACAGUCAGAUGUGAGAUGCCAGCACUUGUACAGCACAAACUAGAUGACAUCUUUGAGCCAGUAUUGAUUCCUGAGCCCAAAAUCCGUGCUGUGUCCCCACAUUUCGAUGACAUGCACAGUAACACAGCUUCUACUAUCAACUUUGUCAUUUCCCAAGUGGCCAGUAGUGAUAUAAAUACAAGCAUCCAGGCUCUGACACAGAUCGAUGAGGUACUCAAACAGGAGGACAAAGCAGAAGCUAUGUCUGGCCACAUCGACCAGUUCCUAAUAGCAACAUUUAUACAGCUCCGGUUAAUCUACAAUACACACAUGGCAGAUGAGAAGCUGGACAAAGAUGAGAUUGUCAGACUUUACAGCUGUAUUAUUGGGAGCAUGAUCACGCUGUUUCAGAUAGAGAGUCUGGCUCGAGAGGCAUCCACUGGUGUGCUUAAAGACCUAAUGCAUGGUCUUAUUACAUUAAUGCUGGAUUCUCGGGUUGAAGAUCUUGAGGAGGGUGAGCAGGUCAUCCGAUCAGUCAACCUCUUGGUAGUGAAAGUUCUGGAGAAGUCUGACCAGACCAACAUCUUGAGUGCUCUGCUUGUCUUGCUUCAAGACAGUCUUCUAGCAACAGCCAGCUCUCCUAAGUUUUCAGAACUUGUCAUGAAGUGUCUGUGGAGAAUGGUGCGUCUUCUUCCGGAAACCAUUAAUAGCAUCAAUCUGGAUCGGAUUCUGCUGGAUAUCCACAUUUUCAUGAAGGUCUUUCCCAAAGAGAAGCUGAAGCAAUGUAAGAGUGAGUUCCCUAUUAGGACGCUGAAGACGCUGCUUCACACCCUGUGCAAGCUGAAAGGGCCCAAGAUCUUAGAUCAUUUAACAAUGAUAGAUAACAAAAAUGAGUCUGAGCUAGAAGCUCACCUUUGUAGACUAAUGAAACACACUAUGGACCAGAGUGGAAAAUCUGAUAAGGAUACAGAAAAAGGAGCUUCUCGCAUAGAGGAAAAGGCUUCGAAAGCCAAAGUCAAUGAUAUUUUGGCAGAAAUAUUUAAGAAGAUUGGCUCAAAGGAGAACACCAAGGAGGGUCUGGCAGAACUGUAUGAAUACAAAAAGAAAUAUUCUGAUGCAGACAUUGAGCCCUUCCUGAAAAAUUCCUCACAGUUCUUCCAAAGCUAUGUGGAAAGAGGCCUCCGACUGAUAGAAACAGAACGGGAAGGGAAAGGACGCAUUGCUACUUCUACAGGAAUUUCUCCUCAGAUGGAAGGAACAUGUGUUCCUGUGUCUACCCACACUGUAUCUUCAUCUAUAGGAAACACAAAUGGGGAGGAAGUGGGGCCUUCAGUUUACUUGGAAAGAUUAAAAAUCCUCAGGCAGCGUUGUGGCCUCGACAACGCAAAGCAGGAAGACAGACCCCCUCUGACAUCUCUGCUCUCUAAACCAACACUCCCUACAGUUGCAUCCUCUACAGAUAUGCUUCACAGUAAGCUCUCCCAGCUGCGUGAGUCCCGGGAGCAAUACCAACACCUGGACCUGGACUCCAAUCAGACUCAUUCCUCUGGCAUUGGAACUACCCUGGCUUCACCAUCUUCUGCAGCAGCCAAUAUUGAUGACUUGAAAAAAAGAUUGGAGAGAAUAAAAAGCAGUCGUAAAUAGAGAUGCAAAGAGACGGUGUCGCUGUUGCUUGGGGCUGUCUUCAGCUUUAGUUUACUAAACUAGAAGUCUUCAUAGUUAAAUGGCCUCGUUUAGGCCUAAUGUAUACAAACUGGUUUGUGUAUAAUACAGUGGAUUUUGGGGGGUUGAGUCAUUGUGGCACAAGUAUUUGUACAUAAUCUGCUUCUCAAUGAGCAUCUCUUUGACAAUAGAAGGCUGUCUGUGUAUUAGUUUUGAGUGUACAGACCUGUAAACAACCAUCCUCUCGCUCAGACUAGUUUCUCAUGACUUGGGGUUUUUAUUUGUAAAGUUGUCUUUAAAAUCUCUUCCUAGUUCUUAACUCUUAGAAGACCUUUAGUGAUUUCGCUUUUAGUUUUGUGAAUUCUUCUCCAUGUAAUCCUUGAACUGUUGAUUCUGUAUGGACACAUGGCAUGAAGUAACUACUUUAAGUGUCUUUUGUAAAUAAAGUUUGCAUUAACUAUA
Messenger RNA from Taeniopygia guttata (zebra finch), 6782 nucleotides. RefSeq names its product cytoskeleton associated protein 5 (gene CKAP5). Gene Ontology annotation, biological process: microtubule polymerization; spindle organization; establishment or maintenance of microtubule cytoskeleton polarity. The record is from RefSeq and is a predicted model, not a curated record. Gene Ontology annotation, molecular function: microtubule plus-end binding; microtubule plus end polymerase activity. NCBI's taxonomy places the organism in Eukaryota, Metazoa, Chordata, Aves, Passeriformes, Estrildidae.